UGGCAUAUUGGCAUUACGUGCUUUCAAUGGGAGGAGUCUCUCUUCUUGUGUUUUAAUUGGCUGUCAGCUAAAGCGCAGAGAAGUGUGAGUAUCUGUAAUUAUAUUCAGCAUGUUUUGCACAAGAAAUGUCAGCCAGAAAGGGCUAUCCUCAUCCUCCGUCAAAUUAUACACCAACGAUGUCAUGCUCUGACAACCAAAGUGGAAACUCGUUUUUAGUAGACUCCUUAAUCCACGGACGAGCCGAGAGCGGUGCCUCAUACUACCAAAGUAACGGCGUGUAUUUGUCACCAGGCUCGGAGUACUCCUAUGGACUACCCAACCGCGCUUUUUUCUCUGGGCUCAGUAAACGCAACGAGAGCAAUUCUCAAACUAUGGUACCCUCAUCUGGCCCAUAUUCACAUAUUCAAGGAAUGGAAACAUGGCUAGAGACUUCGAGAUCUUGUCGAGUAGAUCAGCCGAACAAUCAGCAGCAAAUUGCUCAUUGUUCAUUCUCUCCGAGCAUCAAAGAGGAGAAUGCGUAUUGCCUGUAUGAAUCAGAGAAGUGUCUUAAAAGGUCAACAACGACGGAAGACAUUUCCUAUUCCCGAUUAACACCGGGAUCAUGCCCGGUUACAAACAGCACCGUGCCUGUUCCCGGUUACUUCCGUCUGUCUCAGACAUAUACCUCUUCAAAGGUUUAUCAAGACGUUCCGCGGAACCCACAGCCUACUCAGUUCGCUCUACAACGUCCGGCCCGUUUCGACACCUCACCGCCAUCUCCUACCCCGGUGGCGGAUACAGGCAGGAGGGAGAGUGAAGCACUGCCUGACCCACCGCCAUGUGCUCCGGAUGAGGACACCCGGGCAUCGUCUGUAGAUGGUUUGUCGUCCCCCGAACCCUCCGAGAGCUGUGCGGAAAGUCCAGUCAAACCCUUUAAAGGAGAUGGAACAUCUGAAACCAAAGCUAACUGGCUGACAGCAAAGAGUGGCCGGAAAAAACGUUGUCCCUACACCAAGCACCAGACUCUUGAGCUAGAGAAAGAAUUUCUCUUCAAUAUGUACUUGACUCGUGAGCGUCGCCUGGAGAUCAGCCGCAGCGUCCACCUGACAGACAGGCAAGUCAAAAUCUGGUUCCAAAACCGAAGAAUGAAACUGAAAAAAAUGAGUCGGGAAAACAGGAGCUAUCGGGAGCUAGCGAACAACUUCAGUUUUUCGUGAGACAUUCGUUCGGUAUUUGGCGCCCUCCUCCAUCAAUGGCCAGAGCGCCUUCCUUUGAGAAACCCUGUCGUGUGAAUAUGUCCGUGUAGGUUAGGGCUACAAUUGCUAACUUAUUGAUAUGUCUUUUUGUUGUCAUUUUACCUGAUUACGUCUCUGUUUUGUUUUGUCGUGGUUAUGUAUUUAUACCGUCAUAACAUAUGGUUGCUCCCUUUAUAUACCAUGUUUCAGAGCUGCAUUUGUGGUACAUAAUACAUGUAUAUAGCCACCUUGAGUGACGCAUUGACAUCUGUGCUUGCUGGAAUAGCUCUUGGGGAAAUGUUGUAACCUGUAGCAAUAUAGGCCUACGUUACGUCAUGGCUAAAGAGCCUCGAUGGAUUUGAUAUUUAAUAUCUGCACAUUUUGCUGGUAUUAUAGCCAUAUAUACUAAAAGCAUCACACAAUAACUAUUUUGUAAAGGGUUUUAUUUAUACACAAGAAACUUAUCUGAGACUUGUAAAUAUUGUUUACAGUUUGCCUUCUCGUAUUUUUAUUCAUAUUUUUAUUGUUCUCUCCAAACCGUUUUAAUAAUAUGGCCCAUAUUGUCAUUGCUUUGUCUAUAGAGAGACUAUACUGUGAAAUGAAUUA
Messenger RNA from Oncorhynchus masou masou (cherry salmon), 1820 nucleotides. RefSeq names its product homeobox A10b (gene hoxa10b). The record is from RefSeq and is a predicted model, not a curated record. Gene Ontology annotation, biological process: regulation of transcription by RNA polymerase II. The transcript is spliced from 2 exons. NCBI's taxonomy places the organism in Eukaryota, Metazoa, Chordata, Actinopteri, Salmoniformes, Salmonidae. Gene Ontology annotation, molecular function: DNA-binding transcription factor activity, RNA polymerase II-specific; RNA polymerase II cis-regulatory region sequence-specific DNA binding. Gene Ontology annotation, cellular component: nucleus. The coding region runs from base 126 to 1196 and encodes 356 amino acids.